Molecule: messenger RNA, 279 nt
Organism: Saxophila tyrrhenica
Lineage: Eukaryota; Fungi; Ascomycota; Dothideomycetes; Mycosphaerellales; Extremaceae
Gene: RPL43
Product: 60S ribosomal protein L43
Exons: 3
Coding region: 1-279 (92 amino acids)
Biological process (GO): translation
Cellular component (GO): ribosome
Molecular function (GO): structural constituent of ribosome
Source: RefSeq, a predicted model, not a curated record
AUGACCAAGGCGACGAAGAAGGUCGGCAUCACCGGUAAAUACGGUACCCGUUAUGGUGCCUCCCUCCGCAAGCAAGUCAAGAAGAUCGAAAUCUCACAGCACGCGCGAUACACAUGCACAUUCUGCGGCAAGACCACGGUGAAGCGACACUCGACUGGCAUCUGGUCGUGCAAGGCAUGCAAGAAGACCAUGGCGGGAGGAGCAUACGUGGUGUCGACACCAGCUGCGGCGGCAACGAGGUCAACGAUCCGGCGUCUGCGUGAAUUGAAGGAGACAUAA